AUGAUAAAUCGAAGUUUUAACAUUUUAACUGUUUUUCUUUUAAUAUUUACAUUAUGCUGCUCUCAGGAGAGAAACUACGAAUGUAAUUUCGAUAUUGAUGGAACUAAUGAUUGUCAGUUCAACUUAACAACCGGAAAAGUCAAUAAUUUUGAGGUAUCAACUGGCAUUAAACUAAAUAGUAAUCCUACUCAACCCUUAUCCGAUGUCACUUCCAUUCUUUCAAUGACAUCACCCAAUAAUGAAUUUUGUGAAUUUCCUUACCAAGAUUCUCCAGAAAGCUGGGAUAUGUACUUUUGUCAACGUUAUAAUAAUACCAGUUACACAUGCCCAACUGCAUCUGGUGUUGGUCAAUGUUCUAUUGGCCAAUUUGCUAAAAUACGAGCAUCAGAUGGUGUUGGCGUAUUUGAUCAGACUUAUACAACUAAAGUUAGAAAAAGUUCAAGUACUAUCCAAUGUCUUGAUUUCUAUUACUAUGUACCAGACAUAUUUAACAAUGCCAAAAUGCAAGUUGGAUGGAAAGUAGGCACAGACAGAGAACAAAUAGUCGAAGUGAUAGCACAACCAGAAAAUAAAUGGCAACACAAUCGAAGUAAUUUCACGUCUCCUGCAUCGUCGUCUUAUGAACUUACAUUUAGAAUGAGGCGGGAUGUAUCAGGUUUCAGUUUACAUUUUGGAUUGGAUGAAAUCACGAUUUUUGACCAACCAUGUGACACUAAUCCUACCAUAAAUACAUCUAUAGAAACAACUUCAAUACAAAGCACUACAUCGUCUUUGACCACACAAAAGCCGCUUAUUGAAUUAUUUACCUGUGAUUUUACUACUACUCUAUGCUUUGAAAAUAGUGAACUUUUACUUGCAAAUGGAAGUCAAUUCAUCACCAGUGAUUUGAGUGAACCGCCUCGAGUUCCUCUUUCGGAUGUUAGCUCCAUUAGUGAACCUACGAGUAAUAAUGAGACAUGCGAGUUGCCGUAUCAGCCACGGGUGGAUAAUACCACAAAUACCACUAGUUCAGAAAUAUGGUUUUGUUACAAUAAUCAAUGUCCAACGAUGAACAAGAAGAUAGCAAAUUGUAGACUAGGAUAUUAUGGUUUGGUCUCUAUUAAUGCUUGGGAAUCAAGUAAAACUAUUAAUCAAUUGAUUAGUCAAGAUGCAAUGAUGCGUGAUUCAGUUGAAGAGCAAUGUCUUCAAUAUUAUUAUUACUUUACUGUUUAUGAGAAACUGGUUUUGGGCCAACAAGUUUCAGUUUUGAUUAAAUCUGAUAAUAAAGCCGAAGAUGAAAUCGAAAUCGAUCGACUUUCAGAUAUUGACAUGAUAGAAAAUCGUUGGCAUUCUCGAAAUGUAACAUUCAAUUCGGCAUCGACUAAUUACACAUUGAUCUUUCGUUUUGAAGUGACAGCAACUAAUCGAACUAAGGAUCCUGCUUUAAAUAAAACAAUCUACUUUGCAUUGGACAACAUCAAUAUGUAUAACCGAAACUGUCGUAAUGUGUUUGAAUCAUUUGUUAGCCAAACAACUACCGUAUCCCAACCUUCAACAACAACAGAAAGACGCUCGACGGAAGAAGUCACCCAAUCGUCUUCACGCAAGCAUAAAUAUGUUUCAUUUUCGUACAAAUAA
This is a messenger RNA of Rotaria socialis, 1617 nucleotides long. The record is from the annotation of a GenBank genome assembly. NCBI's taxonomy places the organism in Eukaryota, Metazoa, Rotifera, Eurotatoria, Philodinida, Philodinidae.